This is a messenger RNA of Macadamia integrifolia, 1316 nucleotides long. RefSeq lists its product as uncharacterized. The coding region runs from base 115 to 1101 and encodes 328 amino acids. The transcript is spliced from 3 exons. The record is from RefSeq and is a predicted model, not a curated record. Lineage: Eukaryota; Viridiplantae; Streptophyta; Magnoliopsida; Proteales; Proteaceae.
UUUCAUUUAUUGUUUCCUUCAGUUUAACUAACAAAACAAACCCCAUGACUGUCAAACGUGUGAAUCGAGUCCAAACGGCUCUGCUCUACACUUUACGUUCUGAGAAGACAAGCCAUGAAACCGGCUGCCCUUCAAUUUCUGCAAUCUUUUCCUCUCAAGAUUUCUGCAACCCAAGCCAUGAAAUCCCCGACCUAUCUUGCUCCUAAUUCUAUUCCUUACACCAAUAAAUUCUCUGUUUGUUUUCUGAAUUCCAGUAGUGUCUACAGCAGAUUCACUUCCAUGCCCCGUUUCUUACUAGUGAGAUGUAGCUCGAAAGAGAUAAACAAUGAGGGUUUGAAGGAUGCGAUAUCUGGUAUGGUGGAUAAGCGAGUAGAACAACUCUUGAAUCGAGAGGAGAAUAAGGUUUUGUUAGAUGGGUUGGAGGAGGCGUCACGUAGGGUGGAGAUGGCCAAGAAGGAGCUUGCAGACAUUGAAAGACAGGAAAUUGAAGCUGCCCAGUUGAGGGAUUACGUUGUGCAGCUGGAGAACAGAGCUUCCGAGAUCGCUGAAUGCCAGAGGGAAAUAUCAGAAGCACAGGCCAUGGUUGAAGAAGCUGAAAACUCUCUCUCGGCUGACGAUGUCAAUGGCAUCAAAUCCAUUGGCAAUGAAGAAACUUUCAAAGAGGAAGAGAGGUGGGAGUCUAUAAAAGCAGCAUCCGUCUCUGCUGUAAUUGGCACACUUGCAGGUCUUCCAAUUUCCCUGUCUCAAGUUAGCACCAAUUUCCAGCUUAUACUUCCAGUAGCCAUCACUUUUGUUAGCUGUGCUUUAUUUGGAGUUACCUUUCGCUAUACAAUAAGAAGAGACCUGGACAACAUUCAGCUCAAAACUGGGACUUCUGCUGCUUUUGGCUUUGUUAAGGGCCUUGCUGCACUGGGGGCUGGUCCACCAUUGGAAUUAGAUGUUGGGAGCUUCUUAUCACAUGCUGUGGAUGGUGCAGUCUGCAUAUCUGAGAAUCUUUUAAUCUUUGUUUUCGCCUCUAUUGGUCUGGAUUAUUGCUUUAAGAUGAAGUUAUUGAGUCCUUUUCCUAUUCAAAAAUCCAUUUCACAAAACAACACAAGAUGAUGAAGUCCUUAUUCUGGAGGUUACAGAUGCUUUCUGGAGUUGGGGGGCAGAAUUUGUAUUUCUGGGAUGAAAAUCAUGUUGUGAUACACAUGUAAACAGAUGCAUGGGUUGUCAAUUUUUCCUUCAGAUUGAUAAUGUCUCCAUUUUUUCAUCACAAUGUUCAAACUGGAUCAUUUAAGAUGCAUUGAAGGGGCGAGACUAUUUGGAUGAGCUUA